UGAUAUACGAAAGCAUUAUUUUUCAUAAUAUUAUUUUAAUUCCAUUAAUUAAUUAAUGCCUACUUAAAAAAGUAAUAUUUCUAUAAACAAUAAAUAAAGUAUAUUUAAUAUCGGACAGUGUUUAUAUAAAUAAAAAUUUUUUCUCCAUACAAAUAGAAUUAUCGAAAUGGUUUUUUAUUUUAAAAAGUGAGGUUAUAUUUUGACGCUAUUUAAAAACAUUUAUAAAUUUUAUUUACUAUCCCCUAAGUGUUGUUUUUCAAUCAUGAAGAAGACAAUCACCUUUGGAAAAAUUUCCACCAAUUUAAUAAAAGAUUCUACAAAAGAAGAAUCUGAAGCCACAAGUUCUGGUUUUGGUACAUUUGGCAAAAAACCUGUGGAACAAAAUAUUGUUACAAUAAACGAAAUUCUACCUGAGGAAGAGGAGGAAACGGAAAAAAUGAAAAGAAUAAUGGGCAUGACUUCAUUUGGCAGAAAAGCCAAAUCAUUUGAUGUUCAGGAGAUGAUGGAAAAUAUUGUCAAAACUGUGAAUGCAAAGAAAUUAGAAAAAAAGACUGAAGGAGAAGAAGAAAAAGCGAAGAAAGAAUCCGGAGAAGAAGAAGACGACGACGAAGAAGAUGAUUUUAUUGGUCCACCUCUUCCAUCGUCAAUUAUUGAGGAAAAUAAAAACAAACUCUCUGAGUCGAAGGAAAAAACAAAAAAGAAAUCAAAUAAAAGCGACGAUGAUGAGGAUGACGAAGACAGUGACAAUGAUUCCGAAGAAGAAGAAGAAGAAGAGGAAGAACAAAGUUUAAUAAGCAAAAUUCCCUGUAGUCACGAGGUGACAAUGACUCAUGGAGUGAAAGCAAUUACAGCAAUUGCCGCCGAUCCUUCAGGAGCACGACUUGCAUCCGGUUCUAUGGAUUAUGAUGUUUGUUUCUGGGAUUUUGGUGGUAUGGAUUCUUCAUUACGAAGUUUCAGAACUCUACAGCCAUGUGAAAAUCAUCCCAUCAAGUGUCUUCAAUAUUCCAUGACUGGAGAUGUAAUUUUAGUAAUUUCCGGAGCAGCUCAAGCAAAGGUAUUGGAUCGAGAUGGUUUCGAAAAAUGUGAAACAGUCAAGGGCGAUCAAUAUAUCACCGAUAUGGCACGAACAAAGGGACACGUUGCCGCUUUAAAUUGUGGAUGUUGGCAUCCAUUUAUUAAAGAAGAAUACAUGACUUGUUCCCAAGAUGGUACCUGCAGAAUCUGGGUGCUAAACAAGCCUCGAGGACACAAGGCUGUUAUCAAAUGUAGAGCACAAAAUGGUGUCAAAACAAUUCCAACAACAUGUGCAUAUAGUCGUGAAGGAAAUGUCGUUGCAUGUGGCUGUGUUGAUGGAUCAAUUCAAAUGUGGGAUCAUAGAAAAAAUUUUGUGAAUCCUUCGCUAAUUAAUCGACACGCACAUCAAUCGGGAUCAGAAAUUUCCAGUUUAAGUUUUUCCUAUCUUGGUCAUUUAUUGGCAUCAAGAAGUUGUGAUGAUUCAAUUAAAUUAUGGGAUUUACGUUCAUUUAAAACACCACUUUCUGAGGCAACAAAUAUUUUCUCACGCUACGACACCACCGAUUGUAUGUUCAGUCCUGAUGAUUCAAUGCUCAUUACUGGCGAAUCAUUAACAAGAAAUGCAAAAUCAGGUCGUGUCUUAUUUUUCGAUACAAAAACAUUUGAAUUGAUAAAUGAAAUUGAUGUGACUAAUUCACAUGUUAUUAAAACUCUAUGGCAUCCAAAAUUAAAUCAAAUUUUCGUUGGUUGUGGCAAUGGUAUUGUUAAAGCGUAUUAUGAUUCAAAUAAAAGUAUGCGAGGAGCAAAAUUAUGUGUUGUAAAAACAAAACGUAAACAAAAGCACAUUGAAAUGGUGUCGACACAACAAAUUAUCACACCACAUGCAUUGCCAUUGUUUAGACAAGAUCGUCCAAAAUCAGUGAGAAAACAAAUGGAAAAAGAUCGAUUAGAUCCAGUUAAAUCGAGACGACCGGAUUUGCCAAUUACUUCGGGACAAGGUGGUCGUGUCGCAUCAUCAGGUGGUACACUUAGCUCUUUUGUUAUUCGAAAUCUUGGUCUUAGUAAGAAAAUUGAGGACGAUCAAGAUCCAAGAGAAGCAAUUCUUAAAUAUGCAAAAGAGGCCGAGGAGAAUCCCUAUUGGAUUGCGCCUGCUUAUAAAAAAACGCAACCAAAAACUAUUUUCAUCGAUGACGAAUCUGGUGAACCUUCGAAUAAACGUCAAAAACAGUAAUUUUACUAUUGUAAAAUUGUUAAUUCAUUGUAAAUAAAGACAUUGGUAUUAUUUUGAAAAUACAAACAUUGUAAUUAGAAAAUUAUGACAACCCCCCACUGUUCUUUUGGUUGUUUCUUCUAUACUUAAAAAAAGGAAUUUCCCACAAAGAUUUUUGUUAAUUAUUAUUUACACCUAAAUUUCCAGGUAACAAAUGGUAUAAAAGAAUUACUAUCUUUAUCAUUUAUCUUAAACAACUGACGCCAAUGUCUGGAAAAAUAAAAAUAUCAGAAAAAGUACAAUAAUAUAAUCGUGAAUGAUAUGAGAAUAAAAAAAUAUAUAUACAUAUUUAUUUUAAACAAAUGGAACAUUUUUUUAAAUGGAUGCUUAAAUAAACGUACAAAGGCAACAUGAUUAUUUACAAUUUUUUUUUAAAUAAAUAAUUAAAUAUUAAUAAUUAAAUUGAUAAAUAUGUUUCUUUAGUAAUAUUUUCAGUAGAAUUGGACGGUGCGGCAUCGAUUAAAAAUACAAUUUUUUUUCCAUAUGUUUAAAAUAAUUUUUGAAAAUAUUAACGUCGAAUAUUUUAAUCGGAGUGGCUAUUUCGCCCGUCGAAAUGAAUGUGUUUUAGAAGACGGGCAAAAUAAGAAAAAUAAAUUAUUUCGCCCGUUCAAGAUAAAAUCGAGUAUCUGGAAGACGGGCGAGUAUAUUAUUUCGUCCGUGAAAUGUUUAAACAAAAACGGGCGAAAUAAUCAAAAUACAAUAUUUAGCCCGCUAGGUAUAAACAGCUGUUGUAUAUUUCAAUUUACAAACUAAAAUUAUUUUAACUUUUAUUUUGCAAUUUAUGUUAAAUAUCAUAUAUUUGAUAAACAAAUUUGAUGGUCUCAUUAAUUUUUUGUGUUUCGAUAAAAAAAAGGGUUUUUCUGAUUUCUUUCUCAGCAGAAUCAUGGUUUUAUAUAUCAAUGUGAGAUUAUACUCCGUAUAGUAUAUUCUUUAAAUAUUGAAAACGACGGUGCGUUGUUUGAAAAUCUAUUUGGUAUCGAAAGUAGUUCAUAUGACAUUCUUUAUUUUGAUUGUCUUCAAUUUUAUUUACUCGUUGAAUUUAGAGAUGCAAAUAUACAAAAAUUUCAGAAAUA
Molecule: messenger RNA, 3357 nt
Organism: Leptopilina boulardi
Lineage: Eukaryota; Metazoa; Arthropoda; Insecta; Hymenoptera; Figitidae
Product: gastrulation defective protein 1 homolog
Exons: 3
Coding region: 263-2245 (660 amino acids)
Biological process (GO): regulation of DNA double-strand break processing
Cellular component (GO): site of double-strand break; nucleus
Molecular function (GO): protein binding
Source: RefSeq, a predicted model, not a curated record